Molecule: messenger RNA, 611 nt
Organism: Tarenaya hassleriana
Lineage: Eukaryota; Viridiplantae; Streptophyta; Magnoliopsida; Brassicales; Cleomaceae
Product: early nodulin-93
Exons: 4
Coding region: 148-462 (104 amino acids)
Source: RefSeq, a predicted model, not a curated record
UUAUUAUAUGCAAGAGAGAGAAAUAACAAAAGCAAAUCGCGACCCGUCUCUCUUCUCUCGUCUACAUCAUCUCAAUCGAUUCUCUUCUUCUUCUUCUUCUUCUUCUUCUUCUCGUGAUUCUGAUUCUGAAGAUCAGACGCAACCCAGAUGGGAAAUCCCUCUGAAACUGCUUCUCCCUUUGAGACCGACAAGACCAAGCGAACCGAGUCUUGCACCCAAGAAGGAGUUCGUGCCGGAGCCAAGGCGGCCGCCGUCGCAGGUGUCGCCAGUGCUAUUCCUACGCUUGUUGCGGUUCGUAAGAUUCCAUGGGCAAAGAAAAACCUCAAUUACACCGCUCAGGCACUGAUAAUAUCCGCAGCAUCCAUUGCAGGGUUCUUCAUAACUGCAGACAAAACCAUUCUUGAAGGGGCAAGGAGAAACAAUGCGGCUCAGUUCAAGAAAUCUCAACAAGACAUCAAAUGAAUUCCUCAAGUGUCUUCCCGUGCAACUAUUGCACUGUCUUUUUGUUUUGCUUGACAUGAAUGCUCUGGUCCCCUCUCUGUGUAGACUUGCUGUGAUAUUUUAAAUAAAUUUUUUAUGAGAAAUUAAUUAAAUGGUCAGAAUCUAAAUGA